AUGGCCGCAUCCACCCUCUCCGUCUGCUCCGACUCCUCCUGGCAGGUGGAUGACUGUCCAGAGAGCUGCUGUGAGCCCUCCUGCUGUGUCCCCAGCUGCUGCCAGCCCACCUGCUGUGUCCCCAGCUGCUGCCAGCCCUCUUGUUGCACCUCCUGCCCCUGCCAGCAGGCCUGCUGUGUCUCUGUCUGCUGCAAGCCCGUGUGCUGCAAACCCGUCUGCUGCACACCUGUCUGCUGCACACCUGUCUGCUGCACACCUGUCUGCUGCAAGCCCAUGUGCUGCACACCUGUCUGCUGCAAGCCCGUCUGCUGCACAUCUGUCUGCUGCAAGCCCGUCUGCUGCACAUCUGUCUGCUGCAAGCCCCUGUGCUGUGUGCCUGUCUGCUCUGGGCCCUCCUCGUGCUGCCAGCCCACCCCCUGCACCUCAUCCUGCUGCAGACCCUCCUCCUGCGUGUCCCUCAUCUGCCGCCCCGUGUGCAGGCCUGCCUGCUGCGUGUCCACCUCCUCCUGCUGUGGCCCCACCUCCUCCUGCCAGCCCAGCUGCUGCCGCCCAUCCUCCUGCAUGUCCCUGCUCUGCCGCCCUGUGUGCUCCCGCCCGGCCUGCUGUGUCCCCACCUCAGCCCAGACUUCCUGCUGCUGA
This is a messenger RNA of Myotis lucifugus (little brown bat), 639 nucleotides long. Its product is annotated as keratin-associated protein 10-9-like. The transcript has a single exon. Lineage: Eukaryota; Metazoa; Chordata; Mammalia; Chiroptera; Vespertilionidae. Gene Ontology annotation, cellular component: keratin filament. Bases 1 to 639 code for a protein of 212 amino acids. The record is from RefSeq and is a predicted model, not a curated record.